Messenger RNA from Cercopithifilaria johnstoni, 1731 nucleotides. The record is from the annotation of a GenBank genome assembly. Lineage: Eukaryota; Metazoa; Nematoda; Chromadorea; Rhabditida; Onchocercidae.
AUGAGUACUUUGGGACGGAAAUAUUCAUGGAAUAAUGCCUCAGCGAAGGAAGCAGCAGCAGCAGCAACAGCAAUUGCAAACUCUACUGCUGCACCAACUUAUUUGUUUUGUCGUGAAGAGCCGAAAAUGAGAUCCAGCUGUGGAAUGACCCUUUCGAAACCAGUAGGUCGAAAAACGACUCUGGAAAACUGUUAUUUUGAGUCCACUAUCAAGGAACAUCCUUCUUUUGAAAAGGUUAAGCAAACUGGGGAUCGCACAGAGGGUGCCAAUUUUUCGUUCAAAGUGCCUAAUACGCGUUGCAUGAAGAAGGACGAAUUAAUUAUGAGUUCAUUGAAAAGAAACUACAGUGAUACAGAUUUGAAGCCACCUAUUAGGACAGUUGUUCGAAGUGGGAGUUCAUCAGAUUUAUUGGAGAAAGCUGUAUUAGAAAGAACAAAAGUAACAUUGAUAUCCAAACUUCCAUCUGAUGUUAAUUCAACGCAGGAUUCGUCCAGUGAAAAAAUUUCAAAUGCACCUCCAUGCACUUUAAAACCCGAUUUGCGCAGAUCGUGUUCAUCGAGUCCAAGGAAAAGAAAAGUUGAAGGUAAAGCUGAUACAGAACCAUCCAUAAAGCUAGAAAAGAAAAUGGACUCGAAAAAAAAAGUGUUAUUAAUGGGAAAAACGAUUUCUAUGACACCAUCCCUUACUGCGAGCGACAAAGUUUCUAGAAAUGGAAAUAAGUGUUUCCCGGGAGUGAUCUGCUCAUCACGUCUUUCCACAACAUUGAAUCGUAACUCUGAGUGGGAAAAAGCGGCGAUGAAAGGUAAACCCGUAUUUUUGAAACACCGAAGCCAGAAAAUGUUGAAGGAUCGUUUGAAAAAAUAUUGUGUAAUGACACGGAAGUCGCAUAUGGACAACAGCGAAAAGUUGGAUGCGGAGAAAGCAACACCAGUGGCUCCCCAUUUGUCGUUCAAAAAGGUAUUACCAAUAUGUAAUCAAGGUUUUUUUGAUCUCUGUUCGAGUGAUCUCAAUAAAAACGGAAUCGAACAAAGCGGAACUUCAUACGGAAGUAAUGAGAGUAAGGCGGUGGUGGAAAAAAGCACUCCUUCAAAAAAAAAUUUAGAUUACGGAAUUUCUGAGUUUGGCAUACAGGAUGCAAAGAAAAUUCCAUUCUCUUCUCCAACUAAAAGUCCACCGCUUGCCGCGAUUAACAAAAACAAUCAGCAAAUUAUGAGCAACAAAGGCAACGUGAAAGAAUUGUCACUUAAUAGUGACAUUAAGGAUUCUGCGGAGAUAGAAAUCAGGAAAGAAGUGGAAUCCUUGGUAGAAAAAGCUUUACUUCAAACAGCUGCGAACUCCUAUUUUCGUGCUAAUCAGGAUUUAAGAAAAAGUGUCAGUGAUAGUGUUCAGGAGGGCCGCGAUUUUAAUGUGACAAAGGAUAACACUAAGUUAAGGAAAAUGUGGGCACUAGUGGCAGAAGAAAGUUCACUGGCAAACAGUUUGAAUGAUAUUACUGCGAAAAUAAAUAAAAUUAAGAUGGACUUGUAUACUCUCUCUAAUGAAUCAUUUCAAAUUACAAAAAGAUUGGAUGAAGUGCGAUUGCUCAAAAGUCAGCUUUUGAAUAAUUCUGAUUGUAAGUUUUAUUCAAAUUUAAGAGGUAUUGGUCCAAUUGUUGCUGCAAGCAGAGACGCCGAAGUGCGAUAUUUAGUAUUUGAAUUUAGUACAGCAGAUCUUAAAAUCUCACGGCUAUGA